This is a messenger RNA of Chaetura pelagica (chimney swift), 2697 nucleotides long. It is a transcript of the gene KANK4, whose product is annotated as KN motif and ankyrin repeat domains 4. The transcript has 10 exons. The coding region runs from base 1 to 2697 and encodes 898 amino acids. Gene Ontology annotation, biological process: negative regulation of actin filament polymerization. Gene Ontology annotation, cellular component: cytoplasm; cytoskeleton. The record is from RefSeq and is a predicted model, not a curated record. NCBI's taxonomy places the organism in Eukaryota, Metazoa, Chordata, Aves, Apodiformes, Apodidae. Gene Ontology annotation, molecular function: protein binding.
AUGGAGAAGACAGACGCAGCCAGCCAGCCAACCAAACCCGAUGGGGAGAGGGAGCAGCCCCGCAGCCUCCCCUACUCCCUGGAGACGCCGUAUGGCUUUCACUUGGACCUGGACUUCCUGAAGUAUGUGGAUGACAUCGAGAAAGGGAACACCAUCAGACGGGUGCACAUCCACCGGAAAGCCAAGCAGCCCAAAUUCAGCACCCUGCCCCGAAAUUUCAGCCUGCCUGAGAACGGCUGCCGCGGAUGCACGUCUGCUCCCAGCAAGAGCUGGACAGCGACCUGCUCCUUCCCCCAGCGAAAGGCGUCCCUGGGGGCUGAAGAGGCCCCCCAUCCCCUCCUGCCCAACGAGCUGACCCUUCCCGAAGAGCCGAGUUACCGGAGAAAAGCCCUUUUGGCGGAGACGUGGCGGCAGCUGCAGGUGCUGAUGGAGAGUGGAGGCGAGGAGGGUGAUGCAACUGAGGCCAGUGGUUGCUCUGCCUUGGCCAAGGGUGAACCAGCCCCACCAGAUGCCCUCCAGCUUACAGAGGAUAUCACAAACCCUGGGGAAGGGGAGUUAAGUGUGAGUGAAAUUGCUCUGAAUGUGCUAGAGAAAUGUGAGGAUGGGAGUGUCCAGGAUGGAGAGGACAAGGAGGGCUGUGGUUCUCAGCCUCAGGACACAGGAGAGCCCAGCAGCAUCACUGCUCUGAAGCAGCAGGUUGCUGCUCUGGAGGAGCAGCUUAGCAAGAAGAAGGAAGAGCUGGAGCAGAUCAAGGCAGUGUUGGAGCAGCAGGAUCAUGAGAUCAAGGAGAAGGAGAAAAGCAUUAAGUUACUGGCCAGAUCCAAAGCUCAACUGGAAGAGAAGCUGUGCCAGGAAAACACCCAGGAGUCCAAGCCACCGUCCAGGAGGAGCAGCGAGGCUCUGCAGUGCUCUGAUGCUGCGGUCAACACCGACCUCUCACAGGUAACUGGAGCCAAGCAAGCCCAUGAUAAAGGCAUCAACGUAAAUAUCCCAGUCUCCACCAGAUCCAUAGGAUGCAGUGUCCGCAGAGCAGACAAUGCCCAGGCCAUGGAGUGGGGUGUUCAGAGAGAUCAGGGACUGGCAGACACUUGCGCCAGUGUCAGUGGAGAAGGAGCUGGACAUUUUGGGGAAGCCGACGUUGAGGCUGGCCUUCACACACCGUGCUUCACCCAGCUGAAGAUUGAUGAGCACCUCAGCGAUGACAAUCAAAAUCACAGGAAUGACCACGACAGCCAGAGUCUCACGGCUGGUGCAGCGACAGCAGAAAGCUGUCAAGGAGCAAGAAUUGGCUCAAAUCCAGAAGAAAAUGAAGCAGGCUUUGGUGAAGAUGAACCUCAAGAAGGGCUGCAAGAGGAAAGUCCCCAUGACCACAAGGAUCUCCCUGCUGCUGACCCCAUUGGCCAAUAUGUAAAAAAAAUCCAGGAGCUUUUGCAGGAGCAGUGGCUGUGCCUGGAGCACAGCUACCCUGAGUUAGCCAGCGCCAUCAAGCAGCCAGCCUCCAAGCUCAGCUCCAUCCAGAACCAACUAGUUAAUUCCUUAAACUCAUUGCUGUCUGCCUACUCCACCCAAGGGCCAACUGAUAAGGAAAACUCAAACACACACUAUCAACAGUUGGAAAUCUCUCCAACCACAAGUCUUAAAUCUAUCAUGAAAAAGAAAGGUUGUGGUUUCCAUGCAGGAGGCAAUGGGACCAAAAAGAAUCUGCAGUUUGUUGGGGUAAAUGGUGGCUAUGAGACGACUUCAAGUGAAGACACAAGUUGUGAAGACAGCCCAUCAGAUGGGGAUGUGGAGAGCGACACUGAGAGAAGAGCUGAUGAGUUGGAGCCUACACAGGGAAAGGCUGGAGCUGAAAGCAAGGAGGCUUCAUCAGGAACCUCCUCACAGGAGACACAUGACGAUGAUGACCCACAGGAGCCAUCGACAGAAGCAGCACCUUGCACUGAGCACAAGGCUGACAGAUGCAAACCCUCUGAAGAUUUCCUCGCUGCCUGCCAGCUCCUCAGCGAGCACCUCUCGGAAAUCAGGACCACAAGCGACAAGCAUCUGCGGCACGUCCUGAGCAGUGUCUGCCAGGAGUGGUUCCGGGUGUCCAGCCACAAGACUUCCAGCCCAGAGGUGGUUGCAGCGUAUCUGGAGGCGCUGGGGAGCAUCCAGCCCCAGCUGCUGGCCAUGCUGGUGAACCUGGCUGACAGGAAUGGCAACACAGCUCUUCACUACAGCGUUUCCCACUCCAACUUCCCAAUUGCAAAGCUCCUGCUGGACACAGGCCUGUGCCGCCUGGACCUGCAGAACCGCGCCGGCUACACCGCCGUGAUGCUCACCCCCCUGGCGGCCGCCGAGACGGCCGAGGACAUGGAGGUAGUGAUGAAGCUGCUGAAGGAGGGGGACGUCAACCUGCGAGCUGCCCAGGGGGGCCAGACUGCCCUGAUGCUGGGGGUCAGCCAUGAGCGGGAUGACAUGGUGAGAGCCCUCCUGACCUGCCAGGCUGAUGUCAACCUGCAGGAUGAGGAGGGGACAACAGCCCUGAUGGUGGCCUGCAGGCAGGGCAAUGCUGACAUGGUCCGGCUCCUCCUGGCCCAGCCCGGCUGCCAGGUCGCACUGACAGACAAGGGCGGGAACUCGGCCCUGUCCUUGGCCCGCGGGGACAUCGCGGCGCUGCUGCGAGCCCACACCGAGCAGAGCCCGUCCCUCUCCUGA